AAACGUUGCAGUGUACCUGGUGACGUUUUUCCUCAAACCUCAGCAUUUUUGAAAAGAAAAAUUAGACUCCUACUCGGUUUCAGACAUAUUGUUGAUACGCGAAUUCGAUCUUUCUACCGAACAGGGUGUGUGCAGUUGAAUACGAUGCUAAGAAGUCAAGCCUGUUCAUUGAGUGAGGUUCAGCACAAAUUAGCAUUUGUUUUGAUUUGAUAUCGUACAGGUUUUCAGCACGACAGACGUCAAAUUGCUCAUUUCAGUCACAGUCAUAGAAAUCUGCACUUUAACGGGAACUUUGCCUUCUGUUUUUGGGAUCCAGCAUCUUUCACAAAUGGAUGUAAGCAUCGCUGUGUCGCUGAUUCGAGGCCAGAUGGGUGCUGUGGUGGAACGUGCAGUGAAUGGAGCAGUGGAGACAGUGCUAUCGGAAAUGCUCAAAGUGGUUGGAGUUAAGUUUGAGGAGCUGAAAGCUCAGGUGGCACUGAUGAAGAGGGAUAUCACAACUUUGCAGAGGGAGAAAACCCUGAAGGAGAAAGAGAAUGAAAAUAUCCGUGCCAAGCUGCGCUACACUGAGCUAAAACUCAAGUAUUAUAGACAGGGAGUGGAGGAGGAGCUCCAGCAAAGAGCCUCUGCCUCUGCUUUGGUCCGCAUCCACCCAGCGUUUUUUCCCCAAUCACAGAAAGUUGACACAAGCCUCAUCUCUUCACCAUCAUGUUUGACACAGAUGAGGGGUGCUGAAGAAAUACUGAUGAGAAGCAACCAAGAGUGUGAUAUUGCACCGAGCAACGAUGCAGAGCUGGUGGAGGAUUGUGAAUGGACUGCCACUUUACAGACAAACACAGAAGGUUUUGAUACAACACUGGUUCCAGCUGCUGUACAGUCUGUGACUCUUGAACCAGAUAAGCAGUUUUCCACUGCCCUGUUGUCCUCUGAUGGUUCCAUCCAGGCUGACAGCUCUGCAUUGCCUUCCCCCACUCCACAGGUGAAACAGGAAGUCCCUUUACAGCAACAAGAUGAGGAGGUGAUAUAUAUCAAGGAAGAGCCAGAAGAACAGCAGCAGGUGAUGGGCAACCUGCUGUUGAACUGCCAGCUGCAACAGGAGCAUCUCCCAGGGUCAGAGGCACAGAUGUCUUUGAGUGAUUCCAGAUUUCAUUCCACCCAGAAAAACCUUCCUGUUCACACAUCAAACCUCAGCUCAACUGGACCAAGCUCCUAUUUAACUCCUCAGCCCUCUGUAGCAGCAUCGCAGUCUGGCGUCCUUCCUCGGCAGGCAACACGGCCAUGGUCUAAAGACCUUAGCCUCUAUGAGGAGUACAAACUCAGAAGAAAUGAGCUUCGCCGACGCAGUCUCAACAGACGCAGAGAGCUAGAGAAAACACUGCCUCAACCACUGCUGGCUGACCUGGUGCGAGAGCGUCGAGAGAAGACCAGACUGAGGGUGGCCAAAUGGAGAGCGAAGAGAAAACUCCAGGCAUGUCUGGACCAGGUUCAGGCUCAGGGUGGUGGUGCGGUGCUGUCUGACCAUCCUGGUUUUCCCAUCAGUGGCCAGCAUGAGCAGCCCAGAGUGGUUUCUGGUUGCAGCUCCAGCAAUCAGCAGUUGCCUCCAGCUCACUCAUCAGCAAACUCUGCCUUUCUGCCUUCCUCCACAUCUCUGCUCUUGAGAGGCUCCGUUACUGCACCUGCCAGUCAGCACACCAUGACAUCAGCAGCAGCAGCAGCCUUCCCUCAGCAGACUGCAACUGUGAUGGAUGUCCAUAAUGUUCAGUGAGGCGUACACAUGCUUCAAGCCAUGUAGGGAGCUUCCAGGAGGAAAUUGCAUCUCCUCAUGCUGCAGUUCAAAAGAUGGAAACUGACCAAAGUUGGGUUUUUGUUUUUGAAGGUCCUUUUGAAACUGUUGAUCCAGUUUGCUUUGACAGAGCCUGUGUGUGGAGAGCAGAAAUGUUAUUUCGCAAUAGUCUUCAUGAGACUGUUCACCUGCUGUGACAUACUCAUAUAAAUGAAUAUAUAAAAUCUGAUUUGACAUAUCUAAAAUCCACAGAUCAGACACACAAUGUUGUGCAUUCCACUAUGCAGUGAAAUUAUUCCACUAAACAUAAGCAGACUGUGUUGUUUGGCUGCUGUGACUUCAUUAGCUGUGUUAGAAUAAAUUGUUGAAUUGUAUGACA
Thalassophryne amazonica is the source of this 2159-nucleotide messenger RNA. RefSeq lists its product as uncharacterized. The transcript is spliced from 9 exons. Lineage: Eukaryota; Metazoa; Chordata; Actinopteri; Batrachoidiformes; Batrachoididae. The record is from RefSeq and is a predicted model, not a curated record. The coding region runs from base 329 to 1762 and encodes 477 amino acids.